CCGGAGGACCUUCUGCUUGCCGGUCUUCCUCCCAGUACGAAGCCAGCUGAAGUGUGGCUGCUGGGCGGAGCUGCGCAGCUUUAAAGGGGAGGGAGGUCCUGCAGAAAUGAAUUGGAUGGACUCAAACCUGUAGGAGCGAUCGAGUCUUGGACACUGUGAGAGGAUGGUGCAACUCUAUCGCUUUUUGUUGAUCCCCACUCGCCUAACACUUAAAGUCUCCACGGUCUUGUACCGGCUGGGUGUGUUUGGUAUUGCUUGCCUCACUGCAGUCUUCUACUCUUUGAGGGUAUUAUAUUUGGUACUGACGAAGGGGACUAGCCUGAUCUUUAAGAGGAAGCGUGAUGUGCCACCAAGCUGCUUAACUGACACAUCCUGCGGGGAGCACCGAUAUUUGAUACUUGGGAACUCAGGGCUGAGGUUCCACUAUGUUGUAGCUGGCCAGGAAGGGGCACAAUUGAUGCUUUUCUUGCAUGGAUUUCCCCAGAAUUGGUUUGCCUGGCGCCAUCAACUGAAGGAAUUUAGGCAGGCGUUUAAGGUGGUGGCAAUCGAUUUGCGAGGCUAUGGCUUCUCUGAUUCACCAGUUGGCUGUGAGCACUAUCAAAGGGAACCUUUAUUGGAGGAUAUACGAGGGAUCAUCGAGACACUAGGCUCUAAUGAGAAGAAUGUAUUCACUAAGUGCAUCCUGGUAGGACAUGACUGGGGCGCAACCAUUGCUUGGGAGUUUGCUGCCAAUUACCCCAACAUGCUGGAGAAGUUAAUUAUCCUGAAUGGUGUUCAGUCAUAUGUCUUCUUAGAAUAUAUUACACAACACCCCAGGCAGAUACUGCAGUCCAGCUACAUGUUCCUGUUUCAACUUCCCAAAGUGGCAGAGUUUCUGUGGUCCUGUGAUGAUUUUCAUAUACUAAAGAAGAGUAUGACUAGCAAGAAGAGAGGAAUUCAGAAUCCAGCACACCAGCUGACAGAGGAGGAGUUGGAUGCCUAUCUCUAUGGACUCUCCGGUCCUGGAGGUUUAACUCCGCCCAUUAAUUACUACAGGAACAGGCACAGUUGGGUUCCUGCAAAGCGCAAGGAUAUACUGGUGCCCACCUUGCUGAUCUGGGGAGAGAAAGAUGCAUACUUGGAAAAAGGACUUAUCCCAUCUAUACAGCAGUAUGUACGGAAGAGCAUCAAGGUGCAUUGCAUCCCUGAAGCUGGCCACUGGGUUAGCGAGGAUCAACCUGAAAAAGUCAAUCAGCUGAUAUGGGAUUUUCUUCGGGAGAGAGAAUAAGGAUGAAUUAACUGCUCUGUAUACAGAAGUAUCCCAACUUCUCUGCUCAUUUCUGCACCAUAUUGGAGCCCGAAUCCCACGGAACUAAAUGACUUUGCCAUCGGACACUUGUUCUUUAAGGAGGAUUGCUUCAGGAUUUCUGGUAUGGGGC
This is a messenger RNA of Eublepharis macularius, 1418 nucleotides long. Its product is annotated as epoxide hydrolase 3-like. Lineage: Eukaryota; Metazoa; Chordata; Lepidosauria; Squamata; Eublepharidae. The coding region runs from base 164 to 1267 and encodes 367 amino acids. The transcript is spliced from 8 exons. Gene Ontology annotation, molecular function: hydrolase activity. The record is from RefSeq and is a predicted model, not a curated record.